Messenger RNA from Sporisorium graminicola, 1323 nucleotides. RefSeq lists its product as uncharacterized. The transcript is spliced from 2 exons. Lineage: Eukaryota; Fungi; Basidiomycota; Ustilaginomycetes; Ustilaginales; Ustilaginaceae. The record is from RefSeq and is a predicted model, not a curated record. Gene Ontology annotation, biological process: transport. Gene Ontology annotation, molecular function: transmembrane transporter activity. The coding region runs from base 1 to 1323 and encodes 440 amino acids.
AUGGAUAGAUCUAGCUGCAGCCACUAUGGUUGCGUAGCUCGACAGAACUUGCACGAGGUUUCGGAGUUGGGAGUUGUCAGGCAGCAGCCACUGGCGGGUCCAUCACGGCCGCGGUCUUCCGCUUCCAGUCCAGCACAUGCUCGCUCUCAUCCCGUCCACUCCCCUUUGGAAGUGUCGUCUGGAUCCUCAUCGUCGAUCUACAAGCGAACCGCGGACUAUGCACGAUCUUUGCAGUGGACAAAGGAGGAGACGGACGAGUUUCUGCUGGCGAAUCGCACGGUCGUGACGGCUGGUACAGCGUCGCUCGUUUCGACGGCGGCCUCGUUCCCAUUCGACUCUGUCAAGUCGCGGUUGCAGGUGCGCGACUACCCGUCCAUAUGGGCGUGUGCCAAGUCGGUCGUACGCGAAGAAGGCGUGCGAGGCUUCUUCCGCGGAGUCACCAUCCCGUUGGUCACCAUCUCGUUCGUUCGAACUUCGUCGUUCUCGAUCUACUACAACACCAAGAAGCGCCUGCACAGAAACAACGUCUUUAGCGACUCAUCGCGGUUGUUGCAUACAGCGCUGUCGGGCGCUGCAGGAGGCGCAACGAGUGGUGUCAUCAUCUCGUGUGGUUCGGCGCCGUUCGAGUUGGUCAAAGUGCAACGACAGCUCGAAUAUCUCAUUGCGGUGCAGAAAGGGUUGGUGAAGAAGAGCACAUCCGGCGGGGCAGGCGGACGCACCUUCGUCCCGCAAUCUGGCUUCCAAGCUGCCGCCAACAUUUAUCGCAACUUCGGUGGCAUCAAGGGCUUCUACCUCGGCUUCCCCCUGCACAUGGCCAGGGACACCUUCGGUACCGCCCUCUACUUUGGAUUCUACGACUCGAUCCGCAAACUUGUCUCGCGUCACUCUACCACGGAUGGCAUCUCCGGCCCGAGUCUGUACGGUAUCCCCGGCCCCGUGGUGUCUUUCUUAUCCGGCUCGUCCGCGGGCAUCUUAUCGUGGUUGAUUGUGUAUCCUGUCGAUCUGAUCAAGACCAAAGUGCAGAGGGAUGCACUGGCGGGCAAUCCGAGACAGUUUACGGGCUGGCAGGUGUUUUUGCAUAUGAUCAAGGAGAGGCCGCCAAUACAGCAGCAUCCUGGGGUGCGGGGUCAGGGCAUGCUACCAAAGACGGAUACGGUCUUGGCCAGAUUCUUGCGGUUGUACCGCGGAUUGGGCGUCUCCGCCCUGCGCAGCUUUAUCUCCCAUGGUCUUACAUGGACCCUCAUCGAGACCAUCUCGGGCAAGAUCACCGAGCGUACGGGGCAAUCCAUCUCGUACGCUCCCGACGCUCGGCGCCAGGAUUGA